Eutrema salsugineum is the source of this 755-nucleotide messenger RNA. RefSeq lists its product as uncharacterized. Gene Ontology annotation, molecular function: metal ion binding. NCBI's taxonomy places the organism in Eukaryota, Viridiplantae, Streptophyta, Magnoliopsida, Brassicales, Brassicaceae. Bases 27 to 755 code for a protein of 242 amino acids. Gene Ontology annotation, biological process: tRNA wobble uridine modification; protein histidyl modification to diphthamide. The transcript has 3 exons. The record is from RefSeq and is a predicted model, not a curated record. Gene Ontology annotation, cellular component: nucleus; cytosol.
GGUACGAGGAUCUCAUUAAUCUGAGAAUGGUGAAAUUAACAAUCUUGGGAAAGGGCUCUACGACCAUCUUGAUGAUGGUGAUGAUGAUGAUGGAAGUUUUGGUUGGUGCAUCGGACAAUAACGCGGUUUACAGUCCAUGUUCAGACACUCAAAUAAGCAAAGGAGAUGGAUUCACCAUUGGUGUUGCAAUCUCCAGCAAAGAAGCUUUCUUCCUUGACCAAAUCCAGCUUUCUCCUUGCGAUUCUCGUCUAGGUUUAGCUGCGAAAAUGGCGCAGCUGGCGCUUUUUAGACCAAAGGUGGACGAGAUCUCUCUUCUCUCCAUCGACACAAGUAAGUUUAACCCGAGUGAAGCAGGAGGAUACAUGGUUGGAUUCGCAGGCUCGAAAUACGCAGCAAGAUCUUAUCCUGUUAAGGUCGCAGAUGCAAGCAACACAAUCACAGCUUUCACGCUUGUAAUGGAAUUUCAGAAGGGAGUGUUGCAGAAUCUGUUCUGGAAGAACUUUGGAUGCGAUUCAUGCAAAGGAGCAUCUUCUUCUGUGUGUCUGAAUGGGACGGAUUGUGCGGUUCCUACAUCAAAAUGCAAGGCUAAUGGAGGUGAAGCAAAUUGCAACAUUGGGAUUCAGGUGGCGUUUUCAGGGACAGAAAAGAACCUCGAGUCACUGAACUCGUGGUACGAGGUAAACAAUCUGAGGCAGUACUCGCUUACCGAUCUAUACGCAAAUGCUGUAGAUUCUCUGAGUGGAGGACUUUUGUAA